ACGUUCGCAUCAACUCAGAAAGUCGUUCGCGUCUGGGGACUCGGUGAUAGGGCUGGGUUUGUUUCUGGAUACUGAGCCCCCCUCCAGAACUAUUUUGGAGAAGGCUUUUUUUUUUCUAAAAAAAAAAAAACCCCAAAAACUCUGAUACUGGCCGCUGGUUGCUGGGGAGAUCGGUUGGGACAAUCCCCUGCCCUCUGCCCGGGUUAUUUCUCACCAUAGUUUUGGUAGAAAAUGAUGCAGGAAGAGUCAAGCUCCCCAGUCUCCCCAGUGGACAGCUUAAGCAACAGCGAAGAAGAACUUGACAGACAGCAGGGCAAGAGGGGAUGCAGAAAGAGGAGAUCGAGUAGGAAAAACACCGAGGAUCCAGACAGCCCGAUCUCUGUAAAAAGAAACAAGAAGGCGAGCAGCACCGGGAGCAGCCCCCAAUCCUUUGAGGAACUCCAGACCCAGAGAGUCAUGGCUAAUGUAAGGGAACGACAGAGGACCCAGUCCCUCAACGAAGCCUUUGCUGCCUUGAGAAAAAUUAUCCCCACCCUCCCAUCUGACAAACUGAGUAAAAUCCAAACCCUCAAACUGGCAUCCAGAUACAUCGAUUUCUUGUGCCAGGUUUUACAGAGCGAUGAGCUGGACUCCAAAAUGGCAAGUUGCAGUUAUGUGGCCCAUGAGAGGUUAAGCUAUGCCUUCUCAGUGUGGAGGAUGGAAGGAGCGUGGUCCAUGUCUGCAUCUCACUAAACAUUCCGGGCACAAAACAAAGCGGCACACUCAGAUUAUACUGGUUCCAGUGAAGGAGGAAACGGACUGUGUAGAGACUGAAGUUGGAUACCUACAAAACAAAACAAAAAAAACACAUAAAACCUUGGAUUUUCAUGCAUUGGAAGAGAUGGCCAGAGUCAGGGCGUGGAGGAGCACUUAGAGAGCAUUGAGUGAGGAAGCAGGCCUUGGACCAUACCACUGGGCGGUUGCAAGGUCCACAUAUUCUAUUACAUUCUGAUUCAAGUCUGAACAAUCUCUAAUCUGUAUUUUGACGAAGAAUGUUGGAUUUUUCUUCUCGUUUUCUUUUCUUUUUUUUUUUUCCUUCUUGCAUGCAUUCCCACCAGUCCUGCCAUUGAAGCCACUUAAGAGGACAAUAUAUUGUGAACGUUCCCUGUUUUUGAACGAUUCUAAUGCAAAACACACAAAACAUUUUUUUUUAUAUAGAAAAAGAAGCUAUUUUUGUUAUUUGAUAUCUGGUUCAGAAAAAAACUGUUAUAUUCAAGCGGUUACAUCUCUUUCUUCUUUCUCUGAGAACAAAAUUAUCAUUUUAUUUAUUUAUUGACCCCUGUUUUUUUUUU
Molecule: messenger RNA, 1331 nt
Organism: Spea bombifrons (plains spadefoot toad)
Lineage: Eukaryota; Metazoa; Chordata; Amphibia; Anura; Pelobatidae
Gene: TWIST1
Product: twist family bHLH transcription factor 1
Exons: 2
Coding region: 232-732 (166 amino acids)
Biological process (GO): developmental process; regulation of transcription by RNA polymerase II
Molecular function (GO): RNA polymerase II transcription regulatory region sequence-specific DNA binding; DNA-binding transcription factor activity, RNA polymerase II-specific; protein dimerization activity
Source: RefSeq, a predicted model, not a curated record